Molecule: messenger RNA, 834 nt
Organism: Tribolium madens (black flour beetle)
Lineage: Eukaryota; Metazoa; Arthropoda; Insecta; Coleoptera; Tenebrionidae
Gene: Gos28
Product: Golgi SNAP receptor complex member 1
Exons: 4
Coding region: 45-731 (228 amino acids)
Biological process (GO): endoplasmic reticulum to Golgi vesicle-mediated transport; vesicle fusion
Cellular component (GO): cis-Golgi network; Golgi membrane; Golgi medial cisterna
Molecular function (GO): SNAP receptor activity
Source: RefSeq, a predicted model, not a curated record
UGUUUCUGUUUGCGCAAGCGCAAUAGACCCGAAUUGUCGACAACAUGGCAGCGGCGCUUUCAUACGAAGAUUUGCGCAAACAUGCGCGCUAUUUGGAGAACGAAAUAGAUUUGAAACUUGUCGCUUUCAGUAAACUGGGGGCUGGUAUAAAGUCGCCCCCUGCCCACUCAAGCUCCGACGCUGUGCCCCUCUUAUCCGGCGAGGAUACAUUCGAGGCUAUGGCCCUAGAAAUCGAGGAAUUGCUAAACAAAUUGACACAAGUGAAUGAGAGAAUGGCCGAACAACCUGUCUCGGGGGCUGCCAUGCUUCACACCCUCCAACGCCACCGCGAUAUUUUAGCCGACUUAUCACGCGAUUUCCGAAAGACAACCUCGCAGCAUGAGAUAAGGCGAGAAAGGGAGGAUUUGUUACGGGGGUCAAAUGACACGUUUAGGGGUGAUGGUGUUAAUAAUAGGCGCGAUAUUUAUUUGAAGGAAAAUCAACAUUUGCACAGUUCAGACAGGUUGGUUAAUGAGCAAAUUUCCAUUGCCAUGGAAACAAGGGAUCAUUUGACCAAUCAGAGACAGACUUUUAAAAGAUUGCAGACGAGGUUUAAUGAUUUGUCAAAUAGAUACCCGGUUAUCAAUAGUCUGAUUCAAAGGAUUAAUAUUAAAAAGAGGAGGGAUUCCAUUAUUUUAGGGUUGGUCGUUUCAGGGUGCACCGUUUUGAUGCUACUCUACGUUUUUCAUUGAUAUAUUGUGAUAUAUUUAUUAUUGUUUAACCAAAAAUUCUAGGGAAAUGUUAGCUUGACGGUAUUUAUAUUUGUUAUUGAAUAAAAUAAUUUUUGUACUCAAA